GAAGUUUUGAACGAAGGGGAGGACGGAUGAGUUUAUUGUAUUGCAUUUGCGUUCGUAUAUUUUGUUUUCUAUUAGCUAACGACUUGUUUCAAUUUAAGUGUUUUCUUCAAUCAGUGAUAAUUAUUUAAAUAUUGGUGUUUCAUAUAUUAUAUAUGACAUUUGUCCGUUAAAUGUAAUUAGAUAAUGUGUGUGUAGUGGCAGUGAUAACGUCAACGGUCAAGCUCAGCUGGUCCCGUCCGACGAGCGGUAAAAAUCUCGCGAGUUUUUCUUUACUUUGCCUUACACAGGUAGCACUUUUCGUGCUCCAUUUCUCCAAGGUAUGCCGUUAUAUUAUUUCUUAAUAACACGCUUACUUAGAUACACUAAACGUAAAGAGUAACAUUAACACGUAGAGAUUAAAUGUAUAUUAUCAAUUAGUGUUAUUAUUUAUACACGUGUUAAUACGUCCACGGUGCUUAUUUUACAAUAUAACGUAUAGCGUUAUUCCACACGAAACCACGGUAUUUUUGUUUAUCUUUACUUACAACGACGCACUGGCCGUGAUCCAGAUUACGUGUCGUCUUAUUGCGCGGGAACUCGCGAUAUUUUUAGUAUAUUAGUCGCACGAUGAUUUAAAAUGCGUCGUGUAACUAACAUUACUAUAAAGAAACCCGUUUUCAGUAAAAUAAUGUAGCUUGACUCUGAAAAGUGAGUUAUAAAGUGAUUGAGUGAAAAAAAAAAAUGAGUGAGACCCAAGAGACCCAACAACUGCCGGCGCCGGACCCGGCAGCUGCUCCCCCUGCACCACCGUCAUCCACGUCUUCAGAGAAUGCAUCACUUGCCAGCACAGCAACCUCCCCUGUCACCAAGCCAGCUGACUCCACAAGACCAUCUUCUUUGCCUAAACCAUCCGGCUUGAAGCCACCCUCUAAGAUUGGUCGGCUCUGCUCCAACUCUGCGCCUAAACCUGCCGUACCCAUCUCCCCCAGAACUGACGGCAGUUCCUCGGACACGUUGAGGAAGCUCAGUGACGACUCUUCGAGAAAACAUUUAUCAGAUUUACUUGAAGCCGAGGAAGACGAAGUUUCUAGCAGUUUACCGGAGAGACCGCGGACGCACCGCAAGGCAUCUACUAGCAGCACGUUCAGUGUCACCUCGAUGGACGCGCUGUGGGAGAAGCACCCGCGCCGCCUCAGCGAGGCUGGCCUCCGGAGGUCGUCAGAUCAUAGUGUUAUAUUAACAGAAGAUACUGACAGCUUUAUAAUUGGCGAACGAGUUUGGGUGGGUGGCACCAAGCCCGGUCAGAUCGCUUAUAUCGGUGAAACACAGUUCGCACCCGGCGACUGGGCUGGCAUAGUGCUUGACGAACCUAUUGGUAAAAACGACGGCUCUGUAGCUGGGGUCCGAUAUUUCCAGUGUCCCGAAAAACGAGGUGUAUUUUCUCGACUAACUCGCUUGACCCGCAUCCCCCUUGUGACACAUGCUCCCCACGAUGCGUCCCCGAUCUCAGAUGCGGGCAGCGUCUUCGAACGCCCUCCAUCAGGCACCAGGCAAAGACGCGCACUUUCACCAAACGGUAGCAUACGCAGCAUCGUUAGCAGCAAGAUGAAUGCAUCAAUUUCCACAACCACUAACGGAGAAGUCCGCGUCGGAGACCGCGUUAUUGUAUCUAGCAGUCGCGGCAGUAAAGCGGGUACACUGCGUUAUGUUGGUGUUACCGAUUUUGCCACUGGUGUCUGGGCGGGUGUAGAACUCGACGAUCCUCUUGGAAAGAAUGAUGGCUCAGUAGAUGGAAAAAGAUAUUUCGAGUGCUCUCCCCGUUUUGGCUUGUUCGCACCCAUCUCGAAAGUGUCACGGUCGCCAUCAAACCGUAAGCCAGGCGCCUGCGCCAUACACAGCAACGGGCGCGCGACACCACUGCGGCGCUCCAACUCGCGGGAGUCGUUGACGUCUCUGGGCACGUCUAUCGCGUCUUCCCGUGUGGGGGUGAGGCUCGGGGUGACGUCGCUGGGCGCUCAGCGUGUUGGUGGUCCGCGAGCUUCCUCCACCCCGGUAUCCGCGAAGAACGCCCUGCAGGAACUUCUUCGAGAAAAGCAGCAACACCUGGAGAGAUUGAUGAGGGAACGGGAGUUGGAACGCGCGGAGAUGGCCAAGAUAUCACUGCAAGCCAAUCGCGCCGAGACCGCACUCACACAGCUCAAGAAAGAGGCUACACAGGCAACUUCAGAGAACAGUAAACUGAAAUCGGAGUUGGACAAAAUCAACAAACUCCUGGAGGAUGAGAAGCAGAAGGUGGAAGAUCUCAUGUUCCGGACAGAAGAGGAGAAUAUCAAUAGAGAAGAUUAUAAUAAAUAUAAAGAAGCGAUGGAGCAAGAGAAGGCGACGCGCGAGCAACGUAUCCGUGAGUUGGAGGCGGAGGCGGAGCUGCAGACGGCGCGCGCCGAGGCCACGGCCGCCGCGCUGCGCAUGAUGGAAGACCAGCGCGCCGCAGACAUGGCCGCCGCCAACGAGAACCAUCGCGAGGAACUUGCCGCUGCACAUACUUUGUCAUCAGAGUUGCAGAAGUUAUUAGAUGAAGCUUACGCUCUCCUUAAAGAAAAAGAAAGCGAAAAAGAUUCAUUGGGCAAGAGCAUGUCGGAAGAGCUGACUCGACUGAAGACUGAUUCUGAAAGGGCGCUAAACGAUGCUAAGACUAAGAUGGCUAUCGCUCAGACUGAAUUCGAAACCCAAGUCUCCGUACUGACUGCGAAGCUGCAAUUAGCUGAAUCAAAACUAGAAACUGAAAAGCUGAAUGUAGAAAGAUUAAAUAAGGAAAACAGCCAAAUUAUUAUAGACUUAAAUACUAAGUUAACUCAGCUACAAGCUGCCGUAGAUGAUAAAACGUUAGAGUUGAAUAAAGUUGUUGGCGUGAGCAAGGAACACGAAGUCAACCUAAACAAAGAAAUUACAAAAUUAAAAAUGGAACUUAGUGCUAAAGUAUUAGAUUUAGAGCAACUUGAAGACUCGAAGAGGAAACAAGAAACAAUAUUCAAAUCACUACAGGAAGAGCUGGGCCGUGUUAAAGAUGAAUACAAUAGCAAAGUCAAUGAAUAUGAAACCUUGUUGAGCGAAGUCUCGCAACAACACGAGAAGAACAAAACAGACAUGUUAGAUUUACAACAAAGUCUGUCUGCGAAGACCAAAGAGUACGAGAAGCUACUAGCUGAACUAAGCACAUCCACAAGUUCAUCUGAGAAGCUUGUCAGUGAAUACAAACAAACAAUUCACGAACGCGACAAGGAAAUAAUAAAACUGAAAGAUGACUUCGAACAAACAACCGCUAAUUUCAAUAUUAAGCAUAGCAAAAUCGCCGAAGAACAUAAGAAAGAAAUUGACGAUCGUAACACUAAAAUAGAAGAGCUUUUGAAGGAAAUUGAAAGCCACAAACUUACUUUGGAUCAAAGUAAGGUAGAACUCGAAGCACUAAAUUCUCAGUUCAACUUAAACGUAGACGAACUGAAAGUUCUCAAAGAAGAAAAUGAAAAAUUGAAACAAACCAUCAACGAUUUAACUCAAGCUAACAACGAUCUCAAAGCUAAAAUGUCGGCAAUGGAAUUAGAGGUUGGUGAAUACAAACGACAGUAUGAAAGCGCCAACGAGAAAUGUGCAGAAUUACAAAAGGCCAAGGAUAAAAUCGAAGAAGAAUAUAUGAAUCUGACUGGCCAAACAACUGAUUCUAACGAGCAAUUCAAUAAGUUGUCCCAACAUCUGAAAGAAACUGAAAAAGAAUUGCAAGAGUUGAAGGACAAGCACAGAGAGGUUGUGAACAACCAUGCACGAAAUGAACAGGAGUUGAAGCAAAAGUUGUUCAAGAUUCAAGAAGAUUUCUCUGUCGAACGUGGACAGUUAGUAGGCUCCGUAAAUGAUAACUUAGAAAAACUUAAAGAGGCAGACAGUAAGAUCAAAGAAUUAGAAGCCCACACUAUCGAAAUCAAUAACCGAUUGAGGAGUCUUCAAGCAGACAAUGAUAAACUCCUCGAUGAGAACACUAUCUUCAAGAACGAGAUAGAAGCACUUAAAGUUAAAGAACGUGAACAGAACAGUGAACACGAGUCCAUUUGUAAGAAACUAGAGAUAGAUAUAGAUAGGUAUAAGGAAGAAAUAUCUAUAUUAAAAGCUGAUGGUGCUACGUCUGAAGUUAAACUUAUGGAGAAAGUAGAUCAAUUGACUGAAGCGCAGAAUGACUUGAACAACAAACUCGAAGAAGCAAGAAAGCACGAAGACAGUUUACAGAAGAUUCUAGAUGAUAUGACUGCUCAGUUAAAUAAUCAAAAAACACAAGCUGAGAAAGAAAUAGCUCAACUCCAAACCAAUUUAAGCACUGUUUCCGAAGAAGCCAACAAAUUAAGGUCGGAAGAAACACAGAUGAAAGAACUUCUAGAAGAAAAACAGAACAUUAUUAAGGAUCUCAAUCUAAAGCUAGAAAUGCUGGAAGUUGAUUUGAAGUCCAAUGUAGAAAUUGUUACUGAAAAAGAUCGUCAAAUAGCUUUAGUGAAUGAAGAACUAAACAAGGCAAAUGAAAAUAAGCAACAAUUAGAAGAAAAGUUGAAUGCAGCUACUUUAGAGACUUCCUCGUUUAAACAAAAAUACGAGAAUCUAAUUGCUAACUCUUCAGCGGAAGAAAGUAUUCUGAAGGAACAACUGAACCAGCUUGAGGUUCUCAAAAAAGAAAUGUCUGUAUUAACUCAAGAAAAGACUUCCUUGGAAUCGAAGCACUCUGAAACACUAUCAGAAUUGACAACAUUGAAGAAAAACUAUGAAGAUGUAGUUAGCAAAAUGACUGAGAACGCAACUGUUACUAGUGAUCUAAAGAAAUCUUUGGAUGAAAAGGAUAACUUACUAAAAUCUCAAAACGAAAAACACGAGACUGAUCUACAAACAAUAAAUAAGUUAGAAACAGAGUUAGCGCAGUUAAAACAGGAGCUGUCUAGUAAAGAAAUUGCUAUCCAAGAGAAAGAAUCACAGGUAACCAAAAUGAAUGAGGCCUUACAACUAGGAUCUAGCGAAACUCAACAACUAGUCGCUCAGCUACAACAAGAAAAUGCUAAAUUAAAUGAAACAUACAAAACCGAAGUUGAAUCUCUUAGCAAUACUACAAAAACUUUACAGUCUCAGUUGGUAGAAAAGGAUAAAGAGCUCGAAGACCUAAAACAGACAAAAGAAAAACUAACAGAACUACAAAGCCUCGUAGAAAAGUCUGAACAAGAUAUCAAACAGCUAACGAACAUCAAUGAAGCUCAGAAAAUGAACUACGAGGACUUGAAUAAGCAGCUACAAGCUCAGUUUGAUGAACACAAGAAGGAAAGCAAGCGUGCAAGGCAUGACCUGAGAAAUACAAUAGGUGAUUACGAAAAAGAAUUAAAAGAAUCUAAAGAAAAAGUAGCAGCUGAAAUAGAAAAACAAAAUCAAUUACAACAGAAAUUAACUGAAGCUGAAAAUAAAAUAAUAGAACUGACACAGAAACUAGAAUUGGUAGCUGUUCAACAAAGUACUGAUGUGGAGAAGGACAAACAAUUGGAGAAAUUAACGGUAGAACUACAGUUAGCUAAACAGUCUUCUACCGAAACAGUAGCUAAGAGCGAGACUUUAGUCAAAAAUCUUAAAGCUGAUAUAGAGAAUAAAGUUAAAGAAUUGAGACUGAAGGAAGAGUUGAUUAGCAAAUUGCAAGAAGAAAUUAAGAACAACAAAGCCAAAGUAGAAAUUGUAGAGCGCGAAAAGCUUCUUCUACAAAAGGAGAUGGCAGCUAAAGGCAAGGACAUACGUGAUAACAAUGACAACAGUGCGAUGGGUGUAUUAGGACAAGGCGAUUCAGCUUCUGAGAAGGUUACGGACGACAAGGAGAUGAUCGAUGGCCAAGUGAGCUUCCUCAACUCCGUUAUAGUGGACAUGCAGCGCAAGAACGAACAGCUCAUGGCAAGAGUGCAGGCCCUCGAAGGCGGAACUGUUGUCAGCGAACCUGUUCUUUUUAACGGGCGUAAGGCACGGGCUGUGGCCCCGCGGUUGUUCUGUGACAUCUGUGACGUGUUCGACGCACACGACACGGAGGACUGUCCCAAGCAGGCGGGCGAGCCUGACGCGCCGCCGCCGCCCACCAACCGCCGCGCCGCACCGCCGCCGCGACCCUACUGCGAUAUUUGCGAAGUAUUCGGCCACGCAACAGAGAACUGUGAUGAAGAGGAAACUUUCUAAUUUGCCUAUUUAUUGACGGAUUAGUUUUAAUGUUACCGUUAUUGUUGUUACAUGUUUUAGUUGGCUAUUAUUUAUUAUUGUUUACCAUUGGCAUGGUAUCACUUGUUUUAUAGUUAAUAUUUUAGGAAAAUAUUUGUAAAUAAGUACCUUUGAUCUUUUAUAUCACUAAGAGAAUCAUUGCAUGUUAUAUUUUUCAUAAUUAGGUGAAUGGUAAUCAACUUUUUCUUAUGCAUUAUCUGGUAUAAUGCAUAUUGAGAAAUGAUCUUUUAUGGCACAAAUUGGUCUUACAUCACAAUCAUGAUUCUACAAUAACUCUAUUGCAACCUAUUUUAUUUUUAAAAUAAUUAAAUAAACACCAAAAUAUAACAGUUUUAUAACAAUAAAUUAAAUUUUAAUUA
Spodoptera frugiperda (fall armyworm) is the source of this 6605-nucleotide messenger RNA. It is a transcript of the gene CLIP-190, whose product is annotated as CAP-Gly domain-containing linker protein 1. Lineage: Eukaryota; Metazoa; Arthropoda; Insecta; Lepidoptera; Noctuidae. Gene Ontology annotation, cellular component: microtubule plus-end; nucleus; cytoplasm. The coding region runs from base 721 to 6207 and encodes 1828 amino acids. The transcript is spliced from 19 exons. The record is from RefSeq and is a predicted model, not a curated record. Gene Ontology annotation, molecular function: microtubule plus-end binding. Gene Ontology annotation, biological process: cytoplasmic microtubule organization.